CAGAUCCACGAAAAAUUCUGGACAAAUUCGAUCGGGACACGUGUACAAAGCUGCAAUUUGCAUAGAAUUACAUCAGGAAUAUUUAUUUAUCAAACGAGAAUUCCUUAAACAGCGAGUCAUUCCAGAAUAUAUCGCGUAACCAUAUUGUGUUGUGUUAUCUAGCACCGGUGUAGAUAAGCCCUAAAUUUGUUUCUUGCACAAUAACAUUAAAAUAAUUGGCUUUAAAUAAAUAUACGAGUUAUACAAUGACGGAAUUUAGAGACUGGUAUUACGGAAUACCCUUCUUCACCCGUUACUGGUUAUCCUUAACUGUUGGACUCAGUAUAUUAGCCAAAUUUAAUCUUCUCGACUUCAGGUAUUUAAUUUUGGAUAUUGGCGCCUUCAUCAACAGAUUCCAUCUAUGGCGUCCAGCAACAGCACUAUUCUACUAUCCCAUCACCCCAUCGACCGGGUUCCACUUCCUCGUGAACUGUUACUUCCUGUACAGUUAUUCCGAGCGACUGGAGACUGGGAUCUUCGCUGGCAAGCCGGCUGACUACUUUACCAUGCUGAUCUUUAAUUGGCUGGUCUGCAUUGGUAUUGGAGUUUUGGUUGGAUUGAGUUACGUAAUGGACCCAAUGGUUAUCUCGGUGCUGUACGUGUGGUGCCAGCUGAAUAAGGACGUGAUUGUGUCCUUCUGGUUCGGGACGCGGUUCCGCGCCAUGUUCCUGCCGUGGGUGCUGCUCGCGUUCAACGUUAUCGUCAAUGGAGGUGGCGUUGAAGAGUUCCUGGGCAUCCUGGUGGGCCACCUGGCCUUCUUCCUGAUCUUCAAGUACCCGCAGGAGUUCGGCGGACCCGCUUUACUUACACCACCUGCCAUUCUCAAGAAGUAUUUCCCUGACUUCCGUCGCCCGAACAACUUCGGUCCUGCGGCAGCAGCACCAACCAGAGCCCCCGUCCCAGAGGGACACCAGUGGGGCCGAGGGCAAACCCUAGGAGGCCUCUGAAUACACAUUCUACCCUUUAAAUACCUAGCUAUCUUAGUAUCUUAACACAUUCACUGCCAACGUUUUCCUAGAGCAACGCUCGUAGCCGAUUCCAGCGUUUUCUCGCUUUGUAGAGGAAAGCGACUAUGAACAGAGAACCCACUGAGCGGGUUUCUGGCACUCAAUGUGUUAAACUGGGUGAAAAAACAUCAGUCCAAAUAAUUUCAGUGUGGCCUCAGCCCAAAUGAGAGUAGGGCCCAAUGAAGGAGUCCAGUUGGGCCGCGGGCAAACUCUAGCAGGCCUCUGAA
Cydia amplana is the source of this 1273-nucleotide messenger RNA. It is a transcript of the gene Der-1, whose product is annotated as derlin-1-like. Gene Ontology annotation, cellular component: Hrd1p ubiquitin ligase ERAD-L complex; endoplasmic reticulum membrane. Gene Ontology annotation, molecular function: ubiquitin-specific protease binding; misfolded protein binding. The record is from RefSeq and is a predicted model, not a curated record. Bases 246 to 986 code for a protein of 246 amino acids. The transcript has 5 exons. NCBI's taxonomy places the organism in Eukaryota, Metazoa, Arthropoda, Insecta, Lepidoptera, Tortricidae. Gene Ontology annotation, biological process: endoplasmic reticulum unfolded protein response.